This is a messenger RNA of Talaromyces atroroseus, 1839 nucleotides long. RefSeq lists its product as hypothetical. The transcript is spliced from 3 exons. The record is from RefSeq and is a predicted model, not a curated record. Lineage: Eukaryota; Fungi; Ascomycota; Eurotiomycetes; Eurotiales; Trichocomaceae. The coding region runs from base 1 to 1839 and encodes 612 amino acids.
AUGGAAGAUCGAAAUUUCGCGGUGGGAAAUUCGUCUUCUGCAAAGUUCAAAGCGGGCGGCGGCCAAUGGCGGAGACAGUCGGUGGUUCCCGUGCUCGCCGCCCACAAGUGCUCGGGACGGCGCUAUCAGUCCCGACGUGUCGACAGCACCGGGGCUAGAAAUUCGGGGCGUCCGUUCGUCCAAGGGAUGGCUUCGCAAGAGUCGGUACCAACGUCGUCCUUGUUAGCGACGGAAGAAUCCCGCUAUCGAACUGAGGUACUCCUGCUUCAGGAAGACGAGACUGAAGAGAAUCUUGAGGAGCGGCUCGUCGCAGAAGCCUCCCAACUUGGCUUGAAAAUACCGGACAUCCACAUUGCAGCCUCGCUGGCAGCAACCAUCAAUGCCGGGUUUUUGGAUGUAUCCGUCUCAUCCGCCGGCUCCACGCGCACUCGACCGUCGCUCACCCAUCCGCACACAUUCGCGGACCUUGUUCGAUCUAGCGUCGUGUCGUUCGAUCAGCUUCCUGGUUCGUUGUCGGAAACAACGCUGUCCGAUCGCGGGCAUUCCGGCAGUAUACCGUCCAUUGACUCCUUCUCUACGCGGCCAACAUCGAUUAGUUCAUGUGAUAUCAGAAUAAUUCCGCCGUCAGCACAGCAUGAGCGCCAGUCGCAGCAUCAAAUUCCUUCUCCAUCCUCCACCUCGAGUGGGACGAGGCUGACUGAGCGGAAACGCUCUAGCUUUAUCAAUGCCCUUGGAAGGCCGUUCCGGAAACGACGCACCCCGUCCGCCGUCAACCUGCCCCCGAAUGCGCAUAUAAGUUUAAAGAAACAUGAAGCAGCAGCAGGGAGAGGAGCGGCGACCAGUACGGUUCUUGUUGAGACAAAGCCUCUUAGAUCAACCGAAGCCGAUCAUCCCGAGGGGGAAGCGCAAGGGCAAGGAGUCACUUUACAGGUUGAAGUGCCCGUGUUUGACGAAGCGGCCUUGCAGAGAAGCAUGGAUGAUGCGCAAUUAAAGAGCCUGUUUGAGAGGCAUAGAGAGGAAAGAUCGAGAUUUGUGCGUCUACAAAAUGAACUACUCGACUCGUUGAAAGAGGCGCACUUGGUAGUCAUCGCGGAGAGAAAAAGGCAAAACGCAAUAGCUGAGAAGGAGAAACAAGAGCAGAAUAAUGGAUAUAUUUCGCGAAUGGAGGAACGACAGCUUUCCGUGGAAAUCGAUCAAAUGAAAGAAUUCCAGAAAACAAAGCGAAACUCACAAACCCGCAUCAAAUAUAUGGAGGGAUACGUAAGCACCUCGAGUCCUCCACAGUCACCAGUGCUCUCGGGACGAGAAUCGAGGCCACAUUCAGCAUGCUUUGAGCCGAUACCGCGUCGUCAAUCGCAAGCCAGCUAUAGUAGUGAUGGCGGCUCUCAACAACCGCAAUAUCGAAUCGUGACUCGUCGACAAAAGGAACAAUUGGCCCAGGAGUAUCUGGACCGAGACUCGAUGGACCGGCUCCACGAAGCACGUAUCAAGGUUCUCCGCGAGCGGCAAGAGCAGCGAUUACAAGAAACGACAGCUCGCCUAGAGAGAGAAUUGGAGAUGCUCGUCCAUAAAAACGCGGAAACCAUUGGAGAGCUUGAGCGUGACCAUCAGCGCGCAGAGCAGGAGAUGCUUCGUGUCUUUGAAGCGAAAAAGCAUCGGCUCAGACGACGCUGGAAUAUCGAAGAAGCUAUUCUGCGGACAAAGCUUGAGCACCAGAAUGGCGUCCCGUAUGGUCCCUUGCCGAUUAUUUCUUUCAGUGUUCCGGAUCAUGAUGAAGAUAGUCGUGCUCUUCUUGACCGUGAUAUACCCAUUUUAAAGAACCCUUUCGCCUCCUCUUGA